This is a messenger RNA of Phycodurus eques (leafy seadragon), 7795 nucleotides long. Its product is annotated as supervillin-like. The record is from RefSeq and is a predicted model, not a curated record. Gene Ontology annotation, cellular component: cytoplasm; actin cytoskeleton. Lineage: Eukaryota; Metazoa; Chordata; Actinopteri; Syngnathiformes; Syngnathidae. Gene Ontology annotation, biological process: actin polymerization or depolymerization; actin filament severing; cytoskeleton organization. Gene Ontology annotation, molecular function: actin filament binding; phosphatidylinositol-4,5-bisphosphate binding.
AUGUUCAGCACGGGUUUCUUUGGCACCCCACUGGUGUUUAGGAGCCAAGGAUUUGGAAAGCAGCACUCUCCUCGGACACUCCCAACUUUCCUCGCCUCUGGCUCACGCACUCAUCUUGUUGCACCUCUGUGUCUGUCAGGUUUACUCAAACCACUCUGCUGCAAUCUGCCGGUGUCAUCGGGCCUUGGUUAAUGAGCUUAGCAUGUGCAGCACAGCUUGUAGCCUUGCAUGUUGUUGUUGUGGUGGUGGUGGGGGGCACCCCGAAUUGGGUAGCGAGAGAACUAACCAGGACCUCCUUUCUUAUAUUAGCCCUGCAGCUAGUUUCUCUGUCCUCUGUCCUCCCUGACUUGAAUGCUACCUGACUUCACUCUCUCUCUUUUUUGCUUUCGCUCCCUCAGUCUGUCCCAAAGCUUUGUCAUAACUGCUUUGUUGCUGCAUCACCUCUCGGGUAGCUGCGUCUCUUUCCUCUCUUAAAUUCACCUUCUCCAACAACUUUUUUUUGUUCAUUUGCCAAAAUGUACCGGAACCCGUGGAUUUCUAAUUAUCUGAGCCAUGUCAAGUUUUGCAGCGAAGGACUUACAAGUGACAGCCCGAUUACAAUUGGCAAUACCAGACUCCUACAGAAGAGAGCUCUUAGCUUCCAAAAAGAAUUCUCCUUUGACGAAAAGGGCGAUCCAGUCAAAGUUACCAAGGAUAUAGAUACUAGUCUCUUGGCUAAUUUCAAAAAAGUCUCUGAGUUGAGGAAACGAUUUGAAGGCAUUGCCACAAGCACGAGUCACUGGGAAAUGAACAGAAAGGAGCGCAUUGCUCGGCGAUUGGAGGGCAUUGAGGGUGAGGUGCAACCAUCUCUUCUGCCCAAUUUGGUUGCCAACCGGCUUCUGGAAGAGGAUACACCGCGAUACACGAGAGCGUCUGACCCCUGCGAGCCCUGUGGUGUUACAGUGCAAAGGUAUGGAAUGGAAGGAUUGGAAAAUCCAGAUAUGCAGCCAGUGUUUCCUGAGCGACAGUCCAGAACUCAAUGCAGAUCUGACCCUAAAGCCUCCAAUCACACCGAUCAUGUCUACAGUUCAUCCUCAUCCACCAAAGGUGCUCCAGAGCUAGAGUCCAAAGCUGAACGCAUUGCCCGCUACAAGGCGGAACGGCGUCGGCAGCUUGCUGAGCGUUAUGGCAUCUCUUUGGACCAGGAGCCAGACAUGGACUGUCCAUCUCCGUACACUCGUACUCUGGAAGAGCCUGAGGGCUCCGCAAGGCAUAACAAAGCGGAGUUUGUCGCAGAUGAAGAGAGCGACAUCACUAUGAAUUCCUACACUUCCAUCGAUAGCCCGAGGAGAGGGCAAAGUGUGCCCCAACACGGCCAUCCCGAGACCGGAUAUGAAAUGAGUCGAGGCAGAGUAGACUCGUUCUCGGAGCGGGAGAGACUCAUGAACCUGGAGAAUCAACGCAGGGCAGCUGCUCCUGAGCCAUCCGCUUACAUGGAUGUGACAUCAUUGUCCUCCAGCGCGAGGGCGCCUGCUAAGGACUACACCGUCACAGGCGUGCCGCCGAGCUCACCCAAGAUGAGCAGACAUCCUUCUCUCCCCUCACCGAAACACGGGGCAUCACCUGGCGACCUCUUUAUUGAGCAGCAGGCCCAUAACAUACUCAACAGACAUGGUACAAGCGCAAAACUGUGCACUGAUUGGUUCCUCGAGACUGAUGCUGAUGGCGACACCCACUCCUUAAUCAACUGGCCCUCGAGAAUAAGAGUUAGAGAGAGGCUUGCGAAGGAGGAUGCUCGCCAGAGGAGCCCAGAGCCGGGAAGUGUCGCAGAGGCGCCGACAUACCGCAGACAAUUUCAGCAUCAGCCAUCUGCGUGGAACAGCACAGACCCACUGACUCCUCAGCAGAACAACUCCCACCCUCAACAUCACGCUCAGCUCUCUCAGUCCGGCCCACCAGCGGGACUAGAUUUUGUCAGUUAUCCCAGUUAUCUGUCCAUGACCUCUGGUGCUCCAUCCAGAGCGGAGGAGCUCCCAGAUGAAGAAAGUGAGGAGACGGGUGGCGUUAGGACAGAGGGCCUCCUGCGUAGUAGGAAAGCAGUAAUACCCUUAGAGGUCUGCCGCAGGGAGAGGAGCACUAUGGACCCGUGUAGAGGAAUAGGAGAAGAUGAGCUGAGGACCUCCAAAGCGCACACUGAGUUUGACGAUCCCGCAAGAAGAGGUCACAGAGGCAGAGCAAGAUGGGAAACGGCAGAGUCAGCCAGACACACAGAGCACACCAGCCAUCAACAAGAAGCCGGCAGUAGGUCCAGAGAGCGGGAAAAUGCCAUUUAUGUCCACAAAGGGGGGUCUGCAUCUCACAUCCGACCCAAGGCGGUGCAUGCACGCCCAGAAGGAGGCUCCAUCCCUGCUGCAGCAAAUCCUGGUGAUCAAGAGCGAGGUCAAAGGAGCUUGCAUCGCCACAUGCAGGAUCCUCAGGAGCUCAAGAAGUAUAAUGCAGAAAGUCACCAGGACAGCCGUGUGUCUGUGGCCCAGCUCAGAAAUUCUUACAUGGAAAGCUCCGCCAUGCCUCCAAGCAGACGCAGAGCUGAACUGUCCUGUGUGAGCGCUGAGUUGGCUUCCAAUGAAGCUGAUGAAGAGAAGCUCGAUGAACGGGCCAAGCUGAGCGUAGCGGCCAAGCGCUCUCUCUUCAGGGAACUGGAGAAAAACAUCGGAACCGGUAAACCCCGCUCAAGGAAUGCUGCAGUGGACCGGAGGCUGAGGCGGACACAGGACCGAGCCAGAACUCAGCCAGUCACCACUGAAGAGGUGGUCAUCGCCGCCACUCUGCAGGCAUCGUCGCAUCACAACACCAUCACCCGGGAGCAGGCGCCAGAGGCUCAGCCAUCACCGCUCACGCAAGAGACUCACAACUGCAAGAUGGAGGAACAAGUCCAGGCCCAGGAGGAGCCUGACCUCUGCACACUCAGUCUGGCAGAGAAGAUGGCGUUGUUUAACCGGCUGGCGCAGCCCCCCACCAGAGUCACUCGUACCAGGGUGGACACUCGCCAGCGCAGGAACAACGUUCGCUACCAGACACAACCCAUCACUCAGGGUGAUAUGGACCAGCUUCAAAAUGGUACAAGCUCUCGGUUUGAACCCCUCUCUUCAUCCUCGUCCUCUGCUCUAAGAGGAGGCGGGACAGUGUCCACUGACCAUGCAGGAGACAUCCCCUUGAUGAUGGGGCCAGCUGUGGUUGAAAGUGCCCCUCUGUACGCCGACAAGCCGCUGCCCCCUUCCCAUCUCAACAACCGAUCCCGGAGGCCCCACAACCCUGUGGACCGCGAUGGAAAGCCUUAUCGUGUGUCGCAACACGCUGAGGAAGGAACAGACCCGGCAGGAGGAAAGAGGAGGCUGCCCUCUCCUGAGGGAGCAGGCAGCCAGGCUGCUCCGCCUCAGCCACACACUGGAAGAGAGAGAUGGGAGGAAGAGGAGGAGCAGUGGGUAUCCAGGGGGGGGUUUGAUGAAAACACGCAGAACUCUGACCGUCACAUGUCGCUGGAAAGGCAGGAACAAAAGAGUUAUCCGAGGGAGGAAGUGCACCACGCAGCCUGCCAGAGGAGCCGAACAUUCAGUGAAGAGCUACCCGAGCCCACUUUGGUGAGGUCCAGAGCGGCAUCUGUUUCAUCUAGGGGCGUAUGCCAGCCUCCCGAGGCGGACACCUACCGUGACGACGGGGAACUGACAACCGGCCCGUCGCAAUCCGAACUGGAAGACGUGUUGUGCGACACGAUGACUGCUAAACACAUGUCCAUCAAACAGAGGGUGGCGUUGCUGAAGAAAAGUGGCGAGGAUGACUGGAGGAACAGGAUCAAUAAGAAGCAGGAUGCAGUGAAGGUUGCUGUCGGCGAUCAGCACGCUCACCUGUGGGAGGUGGAGCAGAGCUUCAAGAAGAAGGGCGAUGAAGAACUGAUGAUCGAUGAUCUUGCAGUGUCUGACGAACUAUGGAGAAUCACUGAAGCUGCAAUGGAGUCCCAGAGGAUUGAGGCCCAGAUGUCCAUCCAGGAGAGGAAAGAGCAGAUAGAAGCUCAAGAGGAGGCCUGGAAGUCGAAAGGUCACGGCGCUGCUAACGAUUCCACCCAGUUCACUGUGGCCGCACGCAUGGUGAAGAAAGGGUUGGCCUCCCCUGCUACGCCGCAAUCUUCAUCUAAACCCAAGAACAGUAGCCUCGCCAUCUCCAAACCACAAGAUGAUGUGGAGGACAUGGGUGAUGUCGAAGAAAUCAAGGCUGUACCGGAUCUGAACCUGGAGUCGGACAGCAAACUGGAAAAGCUCGAGUCGUUCCUCGGCAAGAUCAAUAGUAAAGUAGCAGCGCUGCCAGAAGCUACUGUGACAGUGACAGAGAAGAAAAUUAAAGAAGUCAUGACACUGGAAGAUGAGACUUUUUCCAAGUUCUACCGCCAAGUGGAGGAGCUGCCGACCGUCGCCAACAAGGUGGAGCUUGUUGACGACUUUGACGCCAUCUUCGGGCCGCAGGUUCCAACGCUGAUGUCGGACAUGGUGCAGCACAAGCGAGCGGUGCGCCCAACGCGGAAUGUUCAAGCGUCUAAGAACCCGCUAAAGAUGCUCGCUGCCAGAGAGGACAUCAGACACGAAUACACCGAGCAGCGCCUCAACGUGGGCCUGCUGGAGAGCAGGAGAAUGAAGGCUGAGAAAAUGAACAAGAACUCCAACUUAUCCGACGUUGCCCUGGCCGGUCUUGCCAGCAAAGAGAACUUCAGCAAUGUUAACCUGCGCAGCGUGAACAUCUCUGAGCAGAUGUCCAACAAUAGUGCCGUGCCCUACAAGAAACUGAUGCUCUUGCAGGUCAAAGGCCGCCGGCAUAUCCAGACCAGGCUAGUGGAGCCAAGAGCGUCAUCACUCAACAGCGGUGACUGUUUCCUACUCAUCACUCCUCAUCACUGCUUCAUUUGGACGGGAGAGUUUGCUAAUGUCAUUGAGAAGAACAAGGCUUCAGAGUUGGGCAACUUCAUCCAGAGCAAGAAAGAUCUGGGUUGCCGUGCCGACUACGUCCAGGUCAUCGAGGAAGGCCUCAGUACUCACAGCCACGCUGUCAAGGAGUUCUGGAAGAUCCUGGGAGGCCACUUGAGUUACCAGUCAGUGGGCACGCCGGAUGAAGAUGAGCUUUACGAGGCCGCCAUUGUAGAGACAAACUGUAUUUACCGUCUUAUGGACAACAAACUGGUGCCGGAUGACGAUUUUUGGGCCAAGAUACCUCGCUGUUCCUUACUCAAACCAAAGGAGGUUCUGGUUUUUGACUUUGGCAGUGAGAUGUACAUUUGGCAUGGGAAGGAAGUGACACUGGCACAGAGGAAGGUGGCCUUCCAGCUGGCCAAACACCUGUGGAACGGAACAUUUGACUACACAAACUGUGACAUCAACCCGCUCGAUCCCGGAGAGUGCAACCCCCUCAUUCCCAAGAAAGGCCAGGGGCGUCCUGACUGGGCAGUGUUUGGCAGAUUGACUCACCACAAUGAAACCACCCUGUUCAAAGAGAAGUUCUUAGACUGGAGUGAUUCCAGGAAAACCCCCAGUCCCACUAAAACCAGCAACAAUCACAUCAAUGAUCACAAGGAGCAGCCCACCUCAGAUCAGCCCCACGCAUACGACGCCGCACUAAUGAUGCCACUGCACCAGGCGCCCGUCUGCACCGUAGUGGACGGCUUGAAUGUAGGGCGGGGCUACGGUCUGGUGGAGGGGGACGACCGGCGCUGCUACGAGGUCACCACCCUUGCCGUGGAGGUGUGGCACAUCCUGGAGUUCGACUACAGCCGACUGCCACGCCAAAGCGUCGGCCAGUUCCACGAGGGUGAUACCUAUGUGGUGAAGUGGAAGUACAUGGUCAGCACGGCAGUUGGGAAGCGGCAAAACCCUGAGCAGCUGAAGACUGCGGGGCCCGGCAAAGAGAAAUGCUGCUACUUCUUUUGGCAGGGUCGCAACUCCACAGUCAGCGAGAAAGGAACAUCGGCGCUCAUGACUGUCGAGUUGGAUGAGGAACGAGGAGCGCAGAUUCAAGUCCUGCAGGGAAAAGAACCCCCGUGUUUCCUGCAGUGCUUCAAAGGAAGGAUGAUCGUCCACGCAGGGAAGAGAGAAGAGGAGGAAAACUCACAAAAUGACUGGCGACUGUACUGUGUGCGAGGGGAAGUGGAGGUGGAGAGCCACCUUGCGGAGGUGGUGUGCCACUGCAGUAGCCUGCGCUCCAGGGUCUGCGUGGUACUGCUGAGUGUCAGCCAGUCCCUCAUCUACCUCUGGCACGGCUGCAAGUCGCAGGCGCACACGCGGGAGGUGGCGCACACCGCAGCCAGCAGCAUCAAAGACCACUGUCCUCUGGAAGCAGGCCUCCACAGUAGCAGCAAGGUGACCAUACGGGAAUGCAAUGAGGGAGCCGAACCUCUAGGAUUCUGGGAGGCCCUUGGCAGGAGAGACAGGAAAGCAUAUGACUGCAUGCUGCAAGAUCCUGGCAGGUUCAACUUCACGCCGCGUCUGUACCAGCUGAGCAGCAGUUCAGGGGACUUUGUAGCCGUGGAAUUUCUCUACCCAGCCAGAGAUACCCGGAAGGUUAACUCCAUGCCCUUCCUGCAGGAGGACCUUUAUUCUACCUCCCAACCAGCUUUGUUCCUGGUGGAUAACCACCAUGAAGUGUACCUGUGGCAGGGUUGGUGGCCUCGGGACAGCGAAAGCACCGGCUCAGCCCGAAUCCGCUGGGACUCGGACAGGAAGUGUGCAAUGGAGACGGUGCUGCAGUACAGUAGAGAAAAGAAUCCGAAAAAGGCCCCGAAGGCGUAUCUGAUCCACGCUGGCCUGGAGCCGCUCACCUUCACCAACAUGUUCCCCAGCUGGGAGCACCGGGAAGACAUCGCUGAGAUCACUGAGCGGGAGGCCGAGGUGUGUAACCAGAUCAUCCUGGUGGAAGAUGUGUUAGCCAGACUUUGUCAGACCACGUACCCUCUGGACGAUCUCCUGGCCCGGCCGCUGCCCGAGGGCGUUGACCCCCUGCGCUUGGAGGUCUACCUCUCGGACGAGGACUUCCAGAAAGGCUUGCAGAUGACCAGAGAAGAGUAUGCCAGGAUGCCCCCGUGGAAGCAAAUGAACUUGAAGAAAACCAAAGGGCUUUUCUAAAUGUAGCAGUAAGCAUGUAAACAGACACAUACACCAGGAAAAGCCAGCGCCGUUCUGUAUGAGGGUUUCGAGGCUCAGGAGCAGCCUCUCCUGAGUCGACCCUCUAAUGGGGAUGACAUCGACAGAUGAGGAUGAGAGGUGUGCCAGCUUCUCAUUUAUUUGUUUGUCUUUCUGAGCUUGUGUUUGUAUAAUAAAACUGCACUUGGGUAUCUGAGAGGACUAUUUUACAGUGUGCAUGCAUGUACAUACGAUGUAGCAUAGAUGGGACACAGUCAGUGCCCUCACAUUUGUCAGCCUCUUGUCUACAUGUUUGACUUCUUGGUGCAAAUAAUUUAUAUUUAUAUUCAUGUAGGACAAAAACUAAGCUAAUGAAAAUGUUAUGAGUAUAGAAAACUAUGGUCGUGUUUAAAAAAAAUGUUGUAAUCCUCCAUUGCUGUACAGGUAUAACAUUUUGCCAUUUAACCAUCAAAAUAAUGCAACUUUUAUUAUGCCUUUUUUUAAUUGACCAACUAAAGACUGUUUGAGAUAAUGAAAUGUAUUUGAUUCAUAAAACCUACACUGUAGUGCCUUGCAUUUGUGUACAGUUUAUAUACAGAUCACAGUCUGCCUUUUGAGGACUUUUUGUGACAACUGUAAUUGAAAUAAACCCUGGAUGUGGA